AGAGAUUAUGUUGUUGAGCCCUUAAGCUUAAACGUACACAUCACAGCGAAAUGAUCUGCCAUGUGGGUGCGGCGCCGAAUAUUUAUAUUUUCAUCUUACUUUUCAAUGUGGUUUUGCUCUAACUCGCAGCACGAGCCGUCGCAUAAUACGAAAAGGAACGCAACUUUCCCUCCAGCUUGAGUAGAGCACAGUAGUGAACAGAACCUGAUUUAAUUUCUGAGUUUAUGUGUUAUACCGCUCUAUGUGUUAUACCGCUUGUCUUUUCCUGACGUAAUUUCGAAAGUUUUCAGAACGAGAUCCGAAAUAAGAUUCUCCGUGCUGUGAGUGACAAGAGGAGGCUCGUGGACUUGCACAAAGAUGCUGUGCUCCUCGUGUGAAACAGAGAAACCGGUCCGCGAUUUUCCUGACUUGGACGUGCUGCUUGGACCCGAAGAUUUGCAGGAGUGCCUACAGUGCCGGCUGGACGCAUCAACAAUGGUAAUGAAGACGGAAGAAAGGAGAAUGGAUACAUUCCUCUUUUCUGCAACCCCGAGCUGUGACCGCGCAAAGGAGCUCCAGGCAGCACUGGUCCAGCGAAAGUGCCGGGCUCUUCUUGAAGUGAUCUCGGAACAGAAGAAGGAGAUGGACCUGCAGAGGCGCGCGGGCCGCGGAAGCGCAGAUCCGGCAGCUAAUUGCAUGGCGCUGUUUGAAGAACCCGGUGAGGUACUCAUCACGGACAUUUUGGGAAAAUAUCGAGGUCGAACUCUGUCUAGAACCAUUGGCAAAAUUUUUGGUAAAGGUGAAAGCAUUCGUCACAAGGGUGAGCUAGUACUACCGUAAUUUCAUUUCUACAUUUACUAGUUCUGGUUGCAGUUGUCUCUGCUUCUCUUUCUUCAGCUAGGGUGAUACUGCAUGACGAUGACCUGUAUCUGCUGCAUAAGAUGGUUGUCCGGAAGGGAAUCUGAAUCAUUUAAUUAUGCUGGGACAUUUCAUUUUCAUUUACAUUUUCAUUUUCAUUCGAAAGGUGGUCGAAAAUAAAUGUUGCCGGCUUUUUGACCCUCUGGAAUUUUCCUAAUAUGAGUCGGAGCCGUUUAUUUCUGUUGACACCUUCUAAAGCCUGCGUAAGCGUAUAUAAACUGCCCCCGCCGAGAGACAAAUCACUGCGCACCGCAUGUCUACAUCACACCAAAAUUUACCUUGCGUUCGCGACUAAUGUUUUCUCUCUCACAUGAAAUCGUACCAACUUCCGGUCAGCGGCUCGCACUCUCUCCGCGAUGUUCGAAAGAAGAUCGAGACGAAGUUCCAAGUUCCCGAGCGGAACCAGAAAUUGCUUCUCAACGGAGAGGAUGUACUGCAGCGGAAAGUUGGGAACUCACAAGAUUCUUCUUCCAAUGUCUCGCCCGCGGCGGCUGCGAAAUUUUGGCGGGACGUCCGAGUGCCGCCAGGAUCACACCUCCGCCUGGUGUGGCGAAUGUUCGAGGGCGGUGUGGGCGAAGGCGGCGUAUCGGACACUACGAGGCUGCGGUUUGACCUGAAGUGGAAACACCCAUCCGAUGCGAUGCCCUACGCGAGGCACUUGAACGGUAUCUGUGUCGCGAUAGGACGAACCCGAAAGGGAAAAAAACUGCAUCACGUCGAUUUCCGAGGGUAAGAAGUUUGUGGAGGUUUCUCUACAUUUAUAUUAAACAACUAUGUGGUUCUGGAUGAAUUCGGAACCAGAUGAAUUUUCUCUUGCUGCCGACUUUCCACACAGGAUUUCCUGGAGUAGACCGCGUAGUACGGCAUUUAUUGAUUUGAGCUUUUUUAUUGAGAAUGUGAAAUUGGAUGACAUAAGCUUAAGCAUAAUUAGACCUCCGCACACGCACCGUAUCUCUGCGACUGUAAAAGCAGGGCACAUGUUUACGUAUAGUAGAUUAAUCUCCUGGGGCGGUGUGAGUAUCAAUGUUUCAACGACUCUACCAAAUCGGGAACCGAACCUAGAAUCCUCGUCCGGGCCCUGCUCACCGCCUCUACUACUACUUCUCCAAUAUGCAUAUACUUUGCAAGUAGCACGACCAUGAUCAUGGAAAGGAGGAUGGAUCACUACAUUAUAUCGAUCGAUCUUAAAAAAUGUAAGUGAAGCCUAAAUAUACCAAUAUGAUGAAUCCACACUCUCAGGAAGGACGAGGUCAGUGGCAUUUAUCACGCUGGAUGUUCGCAGCCAACUGGAAAAAGGUGCGAGAAGAAGCAAACUAUUGAGAUUUACCUGGAUGAAGUGCCCGAUGCUAUCCACGGAAUGUACUUUUUCCUCGCAACUGGGGCUGAUAUCGACGGUUUCUCGCACCUGGAGGUGGAGCUGCGAGAUGUGACAAGCAACGUUGUUCUGGAUAGAGCACCCAGUCGGGCGCAGUCUAGCGGAUGGGAGCGUGCGGUCCUACUCUGCUGUGCGCGCAGAAACGAAAGUGCGGUCGGCUGGGAUGUCGAUGCAAUUGGGCAGGACGUCAGUGGAUCAGUCUCCCAUACUCGGCAGCGCUUUCAAGAAAUUGAUGCCUUGGUACAAAAGCUUGAACGGAUAUGAGACGUCAGCCGGGCCACUGUCGAAACCUCAGUUCGCUCCUCUUGCCGUCGACUUCAGAAAGUUGCGACGCAUCCACAUGCAUGUUUCGAAACAAGUCCGUAAGCCUGCGUGCGCGCUCGAGGAAUAGGUCUGCUUCAUGCUUUCCUUCGAAUCUGUGACAUUUCCGUCUCUGCAGAUGUAGCAACAAUGUUCAUUACAAACACAGCGGUACAGAAGAAUUUGAAUUAGUUUUGUGUUGCAUGGCCGUUGGUCCGGUGUCGAAGAUACUUACUUCAGCUUUUGGUGAAGCGGAUCUUUGAAUUACGUAUGCGUCAUCCACAUCUUCUUGACCACUUGCAUGACUGGUUAGCGGAAACAUUUCUGUAUUUAUUUUACCCCUCCGUGCAUGGCAUAGACAUGAUUGCCGUCUCAAUCGAUGUGAAAACUAUAUAAUUUGCCGGGAUGCCGAUGCGAUCAAGAAAGUGGAGGCAAUUGAAGCUUGCUGGGGCUGCGACGCUUUUUUUGUCCGUCGAUAACGCGCCUUCCACCUGUAGAAGGUAAAGCAAACUAGGCGAACGAAGAUAAAGUAGAGCAGAUUGACAUUGAGUGACUUGUUUGUGACUAGAGAAGUACAUAUAAUCUGGGUUUCCAUUGGUCCACUAGCUUGAUUUGGUUUCAAGCAGGAACAUGAGAGAUCCGCGCACCACCACCAGUUCCUGUCCGCACAAGAAGUUCGCGUAAGAUGCUUCUUUGAUAAGAACCGAUGGUGCCGAUGGGAACGAGAAAGCUCUAUUUCUAUACCAGCCAAAUCGUAAAAAUACGAACGAAAAUCGCCCUCGGGCCUCAUUCCGAAGUACAGUAUAAUCGUUUGGUCGCGCAUUGGUUCAUUUUGCAGCCUUUGGCGUAACCGGUUUUUCUUUUGAUCCGGGCAUGAUGUUGGACGGAUGCCAAUAGUGCGCAGCAGUCAGUGCUAAACCCAGAGUUCGAUCAUCAGAUAGUCAAGUACUUGGAUUCGAACUCGAACAUACAAUGUCCAAACUAGACACGUAUGUAUGCUUUGAUGACACGUGGGUCGCGCUCUGCCCACCACGCUUUUUUCAUGCAUGACAAGGUUUUGGAAACCAGUAACAAUGCCGUCGCACUGAUCGAAAUUUUUUUGAAUACUUAUUUAUGUUUAUCAUAAUUAUAUCCUCCAGCUGCCAUGGUGCCGGCACUUCAACAGAUCACGAUCAGCUUACCGCUUCAGGAUGAGUAGCUUUCUCCGUCAGCGUGACGCUUCGGCGGGCUCAGAACAAGUUCUUUCGCCUGCAUUUCGCUCCAGUGCAGAACCAGACCCCGUUAGGUUCUCCUCUUGUCGGCGUUGUACACAGAUGCAUUCGAGAUCGGGUUGAUCGCUUGCAUAACAAACCAUCGAACACUCCCAG
This is a messenger RNA of Amoebophrya sp. A120, 3939 nucleotides long. The record is from the annotation of a GenBank genome assembly. Lineage: Eukaryota; Dinophyceae; Syndiniales; Amoebophryaceae.